This is a messenger RNA of Scophthalmus maximus (turbot), 2678 nucleotides long. It is a transcript of the gene kcnk7, whose product is annotated as potassium channel, subfamily K, member 7. Gene Ontology annotation, molecular function: potassium ion leak channel activity. The coding region runs from base 474 to 1466 and encodes 330 amino acids. The record is from RefSeq and is a predicted model, not a curated record. NCBI's taxonomy places the organism in Eukaryota, Metazoa, Chordata, Actinopteri, Pleuronectiformes, Scophthalmidae. Gene Ontology annotation, cellular component: membrane. The transcript has 3 exons. Gene Ontology annotation, biological process: stabilization of membrane potential; potassium ion transmembrane transport.
UCCACGUUUUGGUUAACUUGGGCUUUGUACAGUUGGACACAUGGAGGCCUAUAAGAACGCAGACGGUGAGAACAUUUUCCAUUUUCCUGACGCCAAACUAUAGAAACUUUUAGGAAGAAAACUGCAACAACAACAACAACAACAAAAAAGAUUAAAACAGGUGGCAGUGUCCACGCUGUCUGUGUCUCGUCCCAACGCCAGAUGUGUUGACUUAGCAGGGAUGCAGAGAAUUAAAGAAAAAAGGAAACGUUUGAUUUAUGAUCACUGGAAUCAUUGAGUCGUACUACGAGACUUCUCGGUUUUAGUUUAGGGGUCUUUUGUGGAAAAACUGCACCUGAGAUAUACUUUAAAACCCGUCUGAAUGGGCCGGUGUUUGUCACCCACUCUGCGCCUUUGUAAAUAUUUCAGGCCAUGACCAGCUUCCAGUGUCAGGUUGCAGUCUGUAAAGAGACUGGGAACCGCCAGCAGCAACAAUGGCCCGGCAAAUGUCUUCACUGCGACUGUCGAUUCGAGCCAAUGCGUUCACCUGCCUGGCCGUCUGCUACCUGCUCUUUGUCCUGCUGGGGGGCGCGGUGUUCAGCGUGGUGGAGGAGCCGCUGGAGAGGGAGAUGAGGGCGGAGGUGGAGGAGCUGCGGCGCUCCUUCUUGCGGGGGCACCCCUGCGUGGAGGAGGGCGAGCUGAGCGAGCUGCUGGGGAGGGUGCUCGCCGCCGACGCAGAACAGGGACGCCUCGACUUCGCCUCAUCCCUCUACUUCGUCAUCGUCACCCUGACCACCAUGGGUUCUGACUCGUACACCCCCAAAUCGGACGACGGCAAACUUUUUUGCAUCUUUUAUUGCGCCCUGGGGAUCCCCUCCACCCUGUUCCUCCUGUCGCGUCUCUCCAACAUGCUCCUCCCGGUUGUCACCCACUCCCCUGUCCAACGCCUGCACACUCACUGGGCCUUACCCUACGCCCGGGCCGCCCUCGUCCACGCCAGCCUCCUCUCUGUGCUCCUCCUCCUCCUCCUCUUCUUCCUCCCUGCCCUGCUGGUCUGUAUGGUGGAGCCUGACUGGAGCUUCGUGGACGCCCUUUUUUUCUGCUUUGUCACCCUGAGCACCGUUGGCGAGGGAGGAGCCUCUCUGGGGGAGAGCUGGGGGCCCCUGGCCAAAGACACACUCAAACUCCUCACCACAUGUUACCUGCUGGUGGGCCUGGUGCUGAUCCUUACCUUCAGGGAUACUGUUUUGCAGGUUCCCCAGGUCAGUGUGGCGAUGAGGCUCUUCUCCGGCUCGGAUCGCGCACAGCUGGACGGAGUCCAUCUCAGCGAAUUGACAUUGAGUGAGGACAACUGUGCGGAGGAGCCCCAGUACUCCCAGUCCGUGUGUACUAUCUCCUCCGCUCCGUUCCAGCUGAUGAGCCCAUGUUCAGACCUGCAGGGACCUAAAACCUCAACUCUUGAAAACACCCGACCCUCACAGCUCUGACUUACAACUCUCAAGUGCAUCGAUUGUAGGUCAGUGGCCACAUUUCAUCUUCCGGCAACAUACUGUAGCUCAUGAAUAAAAACACUGAAUGAUUUCACAGUAUUUCAAAGUUGGUGUCCCCUCCUUAAGUUUCCCCACUCCUGAUAUUACUAUUCUGGGUCCUACUCUUGUUUGGGGGACUAUCAUGCUCCUUUUUUCGGAACUACAGUUUUCAUGAUGCUUUGGUGACAGGUAGUGUAAUGUUGCUAUGGAGUCAGAGGCUUAGCUGUGGGCUACAACAACUCCUCUUUUUUACACUGUUCAAAAUAACCUUAUUCCAUAAUAAGGAAUCUUCCAUGACAGGUUCUUAAAACGGUCUUUAUGAAAUCUACCCACUUAUACCAAAUUCUUGUUCUUCAGGAAACCAUGGUAGAUCAAAAAGGCUUUUCAGCUUCUUCUGGACGUGAGGUCCAGCGUUCAAUUGUGAGUCAUUAAAGGGGCAGUAGGCAAUUUAAAUCCAAUAUCAUUUUUGUAAAAAUCAGCAAAUAUUUCCUCGCGGCCCGCUAGCUGUCGGUUCUGUGUGUGCUGAUAAAAAUCGAAUUUCUUUCGGCUCAGGCCUGGCUCUGUAAAUUGUAAACAAAAAAAAUGGUAGUAUAACCUUCUUUCUGCCCGUUACUAUGGGAAAAGGUAAUCAAGUACAACUGCAUCUCUUCAUACUCAACUUAGGAAACCAACUGCUGACACUUUUCUAAAUGUUCACUUUUGCUGACUGAGUCUCUGGCAUUACAUUUCUGACUGAAAACCAUUGAAAGGGUCGACUGACCUUGCUCACAUGAGCAGGCAGCUUAUAUAAAAAUACUGACCACAAGGUGUCACAGCUGUACAGACUGAGAGACUUAGAUCAUUUAAGUGCCUGAACGCUGCUGAACGACUGUGUUUCACUGAGGUCUCAUAAGCCGUCAACAUGCUUCCUGCUUAUAACAAGAAGGGUGCGGAAUAACCCAGCACAUACUGACCGUUUGAACAAGGUCUGGGUAUCUUUUGGAUAUUCAGUUUUUCCUUACAGGAAUGGGAAUAAAAAAACUAGAAGUUUAAAAUGCAAAAAAAUCCAUAAGGAUACACAGCAUAUUUUCUCAUGCACUAAUAAAAAAUAGUUCAAAAGGCUUAGAUGGAAUGAAUGCAUGUCUUAAUGUGUGUGUGUGUGUGUGUGUGUGUGUGUGUGUGUGUGUGUGU